Messenger RNA from Cadophora gregata, 4919 nucleotides. It is a transcript of the gene GUP1, whose product is annotated as glycerol transporter, variant 2. The transcript has 4 exons. Gene Ontology annotation, biological process: GPI anchor biosynthetic process. The record is from RefSeq and is a predicted model, not a curated record. Gene Ontology annotation, cellular component: endoplasmic reticulum. Lineage: Eukaryota; Fungi; Ascomycota; Leotiomycetes; Helotiales; Ploettnerulaceae. Bases 190 to 2058 code for a protein of 622 amino acids.
CUAGAGAACAAUGAUAUUUGGACCUCGUACUCGAACACGAAGCAUCACGACAGCUUACACUUAGGAGAUUCGGCCUGCCAGUCUCCCCCACGCUCCUUACCUUCUCUUCGAAUUCAGGUCCAUCUACGAAUAAUCCAGGGAAUUUCCUACGUCCACUUUCCCAGCUUCAACAGACUAGAUGUCCCCGCGAUGAGCCUCUUCUCCUACAUGAGGAGCAUUUAUGCUCUAGAUACGAUCGAUACUCGAUUCACGAGCUCCUCCGCCACACCGUACCAGACUGUCGUAGAUGCACGGUCGGAUCCGUCUUCGAAAAUAAAACGAGAUGACUCUGUGCCUGGAGUAGGAGUGAGGACAGAUCAUAGCGGCAGACCUAUUGCCCAACCCUCGAAAUGGAACACCCCAGAAUUCUACUUCUACUAUUUUGUAUUUCUAACAGUUGUACCGUAUAUGUUCUGGGUGGCAUUCGAUGUGUCUCGGCCAUCUCACCCUAAUUACCACAAGUUCGAGCCGUAUUUAAGCAAAGGCUGGAUUCCUGGGCGAAAAAUCGAUAUUUCUGACGCCCAAUAUUACUCGUUUCGCAAAAAUGUACCAUAUCUUGCCAUACUCCUGGCAUUCCACCCUCUCCUCCGAAAAGUAUACAAUGCUGUCCGGCCACUACCAGCGCGAAGCGGCUCUCCCAGACCAAAUGGUGCUCCUUCAUAUAUGUCGGUCGCAGACGGAGAGGCUCGCAAAGAGCAACGAGCGUCGUUCGAUUUCGGAUUUGCAAUUCUUUUUCUGGCGGCCAUACAUGGAUUCUCAGGCUUGAAAGUCAUGGCUAUUCUGUACGCCAAUUAUUCUCUUGCUACCGGCCUGCCCAGAAAAUAUGUUCCAGCUGCAACCUGGAUCUUUAAUAUUGGCAUUCUCUUUGCGAACGAGUUGUCAGACGGAUACAAAUUCUCGGGCAUGGCAGCAUAUUUCUCGCCUCUGGAUGCGACAGGACAGGGGAAUUCUCUCAACAACUGGGGAGUGUGGCUUGAUAACCACAGUGGGAUCAUUCCAAGAUGGGAGAUUCUGUUCAACCUGACGGUCUUACGAUUGAUUAGUUUCAACCUUGAUUACUAUUGGAGCCAAGACCGAAGAGGUGGAAGUCCAAUUGAGAAGAAACAACUCGACCCCGCCAAUCUCCCCGAACGAGACCGCAUCAGAACCCCCGCCAACGCCAAGGACUUCUCCUUCCGGAACUACGUCGCCUAUGCCAUCUAUGCCCCUCUCUACCUCACCGGCCCAAUCAUAACAUUCAACGACUUCAUCUCCCAGCUCAAAUACCCACCAGCAAGCAUCGAAACCGCCCGAACAAUCAAAUACGGCAUCCGUUUCCUUCUCUGCCUCCUGGCCAUGGAAGUCCUACUACACUACGACUACUGCGUCGCCAUUUCCAAAGGCAACCCCGUCUGGUCAGACUACACGCCCGCUCAGCUCUCCCUACUUUCAUAUUUCAACCUCCACGUCCUCUGGCUCAAACUCCUCCUCCCAUGGCGGUUCUUCCGCCUCUGGUCGCUAAUGGACGGCAUCGACCCCCCAGAGAACAUGCUCCGCUGCCUAUCCGACAACCCCUCCACCGUCGCCUUCUGGCGCGGCUGGCACAGGAGCUACAACCGCUGGAUCGUGCGCUACAUAUACGUACCCAUGGGUGGCGUCUCCUCAAAAGAUUUGAAAUCCACAAUCAUGUCCGUAGUCAACUAUGUAUUAGUCUUCACAUUCGUUGCGCUGUGGCACGAUAUCAGUCUGAACUUGUUGGUGUGGGGCUGGCUGGUGGUGUUCUUCAUGAUGCCGGAAGUUAUUGCGGGGAUAUUGUUCCCGAGGAAGAGGUGGGAGGAUAAUCUUACGGCCUAUAGGGUGCUGUGUGGGGUCGGGACGGUGGGGAAUUUGCUGAUGAUGAUGAUGGCUAAUUUGGUGGGGUUUGCGGUUGGGGUGGAGGGCUUGAAGAGUAUUAUUUCGGGCAUUUUUAAGGAUGCUUCUGGUAUGUUUAUUCGUCCAUACCUUUUCCACUUUCUUGAUUACAUGAUGAGCACCGGCUAACAUCUCACAGGCGUUGCAUUCCUCCUCUUUGCCUCCUCGGUCCUCUUUGUAGGCAUCCAGGUCAUGUUUGAAGUCCGAGAGAGCGAGAUGCGAAAAGGCAUUUUCCUGAAGUGCUAAGAUUUGAAGAGAAUGUGUGUAAGAGCAAGCAUAAACAUAAUGAAGCUGUCGAUGGAACUCGGCUGAUCUGAGCCAAAAAAAAUUGGUCCUCUUCAGGAUCACCGUGAUUUGAGAUGAUCGCUUCGUUGUCACGGGGCGGGCGUCAUUCUUCGUGUGAGAAAUCGUACCAUGGCAUUUACUCAAAGCUCAAGACAUCCAUGCACUUCCAAAGUUCCCGUGGAAGUAUCCACAGUCUCUUCAAGUCUCAUUAGUUCUAAGUAUCACAUGGCAAACUUCAGCGCAAUCACAAGCAUCAUAGUACACGACUGUUGAUUUUUUUUUGGCGGGGGGCAAGCGCCUCCACAAUUCCCUAUUUUCUAUGGUUCGUCUCGUUAAUUCGUGAUAAUCCAUCAAGCAGAAAGUCAACACACUGGCAGGAGGUUGAAGGAGAAACGGAAUGGAGUGGAAGAAAUGAAGGCAAACUCCCAAGAAAGACAGCAAGCAUUCUCCAACGAAAAUCCAUGUUCAAGCAAAACCAAGACGCAAGCAAAACUGAAAAAGCAAAGUGAAAGCUAAAUCCAAGAACAACCUGCCAAUAUUACUCGUUAGGAAAUUACUUAGGAAAUUACAUGAUUGUCAAGUUGACGAAAUGGAAACGAGAGAGCGCGCAAACAAUGAACGAAAACAUUUUCCCCCAAGAGAACGUCUGCUUGCAAGGAGAAGUAUGAUGGCGCGCCUCGGAUAUUGGCCAAAAUCGUGCCAUUGAACCCACCAUCUGACGAGUACAUUCGUUCAAUUGCUCCUUCAAUCCUCAGCCGAGGAUAUCAUCCCGGCUUCUUCAAGGUCUGCUGUUAUCAUGGCACCAAAUUCAUCCGAGGCACAGUCGUUCCACUCAGCCUUCUUGGAUAGACAUGGUCUGAAGAUUUCAGCCAGGUCAGUGGCUUUGGAUAUGCGUUCUUCCUUGGAAUGCUGUCGUAGAUGGGGAAAAAAGGCCGGGUCGAAGUGUGAAUUAUGGAACUGCAAUUGACAGAUGGGGCAUGUUGCAAGGCCAUAAAACCAAGUCCGAACAUCCAAGAACUUUUCGAUAGCUUCGUAUCCUUUCGAUCGAUCGAUGAACUCGUGAGAUUUCAUGUGUCUUAGAUCCUCGUAACAAAGGAAGCCGUUUUGACAAAAGCCAAACUCUCUUUCGACUACACUGUGUUCGCAGCCCAGAAAGGCAAGAAGGCAAUUACUGCUGCUCUCAAAAUGAUGUAAUCCGUCACUAAGCGGUGUUUGUCUCCACUGAAAGUGAGCCAGCGAAGCUUCCUCAGCUGCUGUGCAGCAUCCGUUUUGGCUAUGCUCCGUAUUGAGGUGGUCCAGAAGCUCUUGCUGGGUCAACGGACCAAAGCGGCAAGUAUCGAAGAUACAUACGAAAAGGUUUGCAUUGUGAUGCUUUCUCAUGUGCAGUUGGAAAUGAUCCUUUCGAGGAAGUGGCUUAGCGAUCCUAUUGCAUCCAUACACAUGGCAGGAAAAGGCAGCGCUGCGAUUAUGAACACUUUUCUCGUGGCGCUGGAGCUCGUACUUUCGUCGAAAAGUGCGCUUGCAUUCCGGCCGUGAACAUCGCACCCUAGCUUUGAGUGGUGAGGGAACAAUGUUUGCUGAAGAUGUUACCGCAGAAGGUGCAAGGGGUUGGGAGCCAGUGAACUCGCGGGUCCAAACAUUGCUCAUUGACUCAGGCUCCACCUGUUCCAAGGCACUGAGCUGAUUCAGACGUUCCAGGCUAGAAACGGAGUGAUUGAUAGUGUGCUGUCCAACUUGGCUCGACAAUGGCAGUGAAAGAUCGGAAGCAUUGGCCGUGAUUAAAACAUGGCAUUGGAUGGUGUCUUCGGAAUUGAAACCAGUGUCGCCUUCGCUGUUUCUGCAUUUUGCCCAAGAAUUAGCGCGUCUUUUUUUUAACUCACCUCUCACCCGCCCAAUCAUUCAUGAUCCCCAUGCCUUCUCCUGCAUCCAUGGCGUCCAUGUCCAUCCACUGCGACCAAUCGAUAUUGUCGUCAGGGACCAUGGGCUGCAUCGAGGCAGCAGUACCACCCCAAAUGUCUUGUUCGAGUCCUUGGAAGUCGCCCUGAAAUCCGACCUGCAAGUCGCCUUGGUCGUCGCCCUGGAAGUAGCCCUGGAAGUUGAAGUUCGAUUCCAUGAUGUUGAUUGGCGGUCGAAGGUUGUACAGAAAGUGAGGCGUGCUAGCGAGGAUGUGGCUUUUGGAGCGGUGAGGUUUUGUGCGAGGAAGGCUGGCUGUUUGGGUGUGAUUUUGCGUGCGAGAGUGCGUGCUUUGAUGUGUGAAAUGUGCGAGAGGGUGGAAAAUUGGGCUGGGGAUAUGGGUUGUUCUUAUGCUUGGGGUGAGUUGCUGCGGGAGGAUGACACAAGGAGAAGGGCGACGCUAGGAGAUGAAGAAUUGAAGAUGGCUCAGGGGGUGGAUUACACUUGCCUUUCAAAGGUGGGUAAGACCUAUGGCAAGUUUGAUGAGGCUGGGAUUAUUCUUUCCACUUUAUCGGUUCUGAUGAAGGAACAUUCUUUUGUUUCCCGUUGUCAACAUUGGGCGAAGGAAAGUACGGAUCUUGGAGCCUUGUCUACUUGGCAUGUGCUUUCCUUGACCCAGUGGGUAAGGAAUUCGGGUUUUCAAUUAUCAGCACACUAGGUAAGUCAUCUUUGUUAUACUAGACUCUUACUACAAUAAAAUCGUCAGAUUAUGCAUGUUGUCUUCUUCCAAAGAUGCUUGCUUGCCUUGUCAC